AUGAAACAAUUCUUAAAAUACAUUAAGUCAAAUGCGCAAAGCAACACACAAGAAAGCACCUCUCUUUACGAUGAACUGAAUGUUAAGACACUCAAUAUCCGGAUUCUGAAGCUUCUGCCUAGUACGGAAGAAAUCUCCUGCACCUUGAGUCGUGUUUCGUGUAUUCCAAAGUUUCCAACGUACACAGCGCUCUCCUACUGUUGGGGGGCCACCUCCGAAAAAGAAUCAAUCCGCAUCAAUGGACAUCUCAUCUCUAUCACCAAAAACCUUUUUGAAGCCCUGAAAGUGUUAUGGCAACGGAAUAUCAGCGUACUCUGGAUUGAUGCCAUAUGUAUCAAUCAGAACGAUGCAGUUGAGAAAAGUCAGCAAGUUCAGCGGAUGGCCGAAGUCUAUCGCAAUGCUAGUCAAACGGUCGCCUGGCUUGGAAGAGAUAAUCCGUACCCAGAUGAAGUAUUUGAUGUCAUGACACUUUUGGCAUCUCGUCAGCUCAGCACUAGCUUUAAAGAAGAAAUGAUGGAACUCCCCUCGAGAUCUUCGAAAGCUACCAGAGUGGAAGCACUUAUUUCAUUUGUAGACAUACCUUAUUGGAAGCGAACUUGGAUUAUACAAGAAUUAGCAUUGUCUCGAAAUGUUAUAUUUAUAUGGGACGAACAGUUGUGGAAUGAAACCACUAUAAAUGCCGCGAUAAGGUCAAUCAGGAAGAUGCUGAGGUUGCGACCUGAGCUGCCAAACUGGGCAACAAUGAGGGGGGUCUUCCUGACCAUAGGGGGCUUCCGGCAAAAACAGUCUCUGCCCCUUUCUAUGUUACUAAGCGAUACAACUCUUUCCAAAGCCACGGAACAACACGAUAAAAUCUUCGCCAUUCUAGGACUGGCCGAAGAAGGGUUUAAGUUAACACCAGAGGUCGACUAUUCAAAGCCUUUAAAUGACAUUCUACGCAGCGCCAUAAUAUUAUCAUUUACUACUACCAAGAAAGCGACAACGGGUAUGCCCAUGGAUUUGAUUUGCCUUGGCGACCCAACAAAACCAAAAAGACUUUCUUUACCGUCUUGGGUGAUCGACUGGAAGACAAUAUGGGACAGCAGUUCUAAAAGUGCAUAUCAAUUCUCCUCCCCUUAUUAUCGGGGAUUGCUUAACCGAUAUUGCGCGUGCCGAGUAAAGCCAGCAUCAAUCAAUUUUAGUGAAGAUGGCAGGACUUUGAUUGCCUCUGGUUACGUAUUUGACACGAUUCACUCACUUAGCAAAUCCUCCAAACAUUUCAAGAACGAUGAAAAAGCCUUGCCGCCAGGAUUUUCGGAUACCACAGACUAUGCGAAAUUUGGUAUUUACGCAACUCACACAUCUCUCCGCAACGCUAUCUGGCGCUCUCUUGUUUAUGAUCGUGAAGUAGAAGACUCAAUUUGCUUAAGAAGCUCAGAAGCCCCAGCAGUUUUUGAAUACUACUUCCAAGUAUGCUUUAGUGAGAAGACUCUGUCUUUCUCUCGGAAUUUAAGCCAUUGCCGGGAUCUUCUUGAACGAAUUGGUCCUAUGUUCGUAUUUGACAAAACUAUUGAGGGUUGGGCAAAGUCCGGUAGGAAAGAGAGCUUUACUCUGGAAGAUUCAAAUAGUGCCAGUAUGCAGGACUUUACCGAUUCGCUGGUGUUCAGGGAUUGUGAAAGGAGAUUUAUGGUCACUAAGAAGGGAUACGUGGGUAUUGCGCACGCACAGAGUUAG
Molecule: messenger RNA, 1713 nt
Organism: Hymenoscyphus albidus
Lineage: Eukaryota; Fungi; Ascomycota; Leotiomycetes; Helotiales; Helotiaceae
Source: the annotation of a GenBank genome assembly